UUUUUCCCCAUUUUACUUUCAGGAUGAUCGGGGGGAAUAAUCGUGCUUGGUUAAAUGAGGGUAAUGAAUUUCAUUUAAUUGAAUCAACGGCGAAUCUUGUGAAAUACUUCAUUUCAAAUUCUACUACAUUGCCCAGCUUCUCCAGGCUGAAGAUUGUAACAAAAUGCCAAGACGUUAUUUCCAAAUGCUUGACCAUGCUCUUCAGUAAACCUAAUGGACGUGAUUUAAUUGAUCAACUACGACCUGUGCAGAGUAUGUUAAGUCGAUUAUAAGUUUCGAAAUAGUAAAUCGUCGAUUGACGAAUAUUAUAAAACAAUAGUAAUAACGAGUAGUAUACAAUUAAUAUCAUUGAUGUAAUUAUUGUUUUCUUAUAUACUAUUUCUUUCUAAUAAACGUGCUUGAUUUCAUUUGUAA
This is a messenger RNA of Cephus cinctus (wheat stem sawfly), 414 nucleotides long. Its product is annotated as nuclear pore complex protein Nup154-like. The transcript has 2 exons. The record is from RefSeq and is a predicted model, not a curated record. Lineage: Eukaryota; Metazoa; Arthropoda; Insecta; Hymenoptera; Cephidae. The coding region runs from base 24 to 272 and encodes 82 amino acids.